AUGAGUUUCAGUAUACUCAUAGCUAUUGCAAUAUUUGUUGGAAUAAUUUCCUAUUAUUUAUGGAUUUGGUCAUUCUGGAUUCGAAAAGGAGUCAAAGGGCCUAGAGGUCUACCAUUUCUCGGAGUUAUUCACAAGUUCACAAACUAUGAGAACCCUGGAGCUUUGAAGUUCAGCGAAUGGACAAAGAAAUACGGACCUGUUUAUGGAAUUACGGAAGGUGUUGAAAAGACGUUGGUAAUUUCGGAUCCAGAAUUUGUACAUGAAGUUUUUGUAAAACAAUUUGAUAAUUUCUACGGGAGAAAAUUAACUGCAAUUCAAGGAGAUCCAAAUAAAAACAAGAGAGUACCACUUGUUGCUGCUCAAGGCCAUAGAUGGAAGCGAUUGAGAACUUUAGCUUCUCCUACUUUUUCGAAUAAAAGUCUAAGAAAGAUUAUGGGUACUGUAGAAGAAAGUGUUACGGAGUUGGUCAGAUCAUUAGAGAAAGCAAGUGCGGAAGGAAAAACUCUUGACAUGCUAGAAUAUUACCAAGAAUUCACAAUGGAUAUUAUUGGAAAAAUGGCAAUGGGACAAGAAAAAUCCUUAAUGUUUAGAAACCCAAUGCUAGAUAAAGUCAAAACGAUUUUCAAAGAAGGACGAAACAAUGUUUUUAUGAUCUCUGGAAUAUUUCCUUUCGUUGGAAUUGCUCUACGCAACAUUUUUGCCAAAUUUCCAUCACUUCAAAUGGCUACCGAUAUUCAAAGUAUUUUGGAGAAGGCUUUGAACAAACGACUGGAACAAAGGGAAGCUGAUGAGAAGGCUGGAAUUGAGCCAUCUGGGGAGCCUCAAGAUUUCAUCGAUUUGUUUUUAGAUGCUAGAUCAACUGUAGACUUUUUCGAAGGCGAAGCUGAACAAGAUUUUGCUAAAAGUGAAGUCUUGAAAGUGGAUAAGCAUCUGACAUUUGAUGAGAUUAUUGGACAACUGUUUGUUUUCUUGUUAGCUGGAUACGACACGACUGCCCUUUCUCUGUCAUAUUCUUCAUAUCUCCUGGCAACACAUCCAGAGAUUCAGAAGAAAUUACAAGAAGAAGUGGAUAGAGAAUGUCCAGACCCUGAAGUCACUUUUGAUCAGCUGUCGAAAUUGAAAUAUUUGGAAUGUGUUGUGAAAGAAGCAUUGAGAUUGUAUCCAUUGGCGUCUCUUGUUCACAAUCGAAAAUGUCUCAAAACCACAAAUGUUCUGGGAAUGGAAAUAGAAGCUGGAACAAAUAUUAAUGUGGAUACCUGGUCUCUUCACCAUGAUCCGAAAGUUUGGGGAGAUGAUGUUAACGAGUUCAAGCCGGAAAGAUGGGAGUCCGGGGAUGAACUAUUCUUUGCUAAAGGCGGAUAUCUUCCGUUCGGCAUGGGACCAAGAAUUUGUAUUGGUAUGCGAUUGGCUAUGAUGGAAAUGAAAAUGCUUUUGACCAAUAUUUUGAAAAACUAUACAUUUGAAACCACACCAGAAACUGUGAUUCCAUUGAAGUUAGUCGGAACUGCUACUAUUGCGCCAUCAAGUGUGCUGCUCAAACUUAAAUCCAGGUUUUGAAAUGUGUUUUGUACGGAUUGUUGUCUUUGUUUAUAUAUUUACCCAAUAAAUUUGUAUGUUCACGUA
Molecule: messenger RNA, 1623 nt
Organism: Caenorhabditis elegans
Lineage: Eukaryota; Metazoa; Nematoda; Chromadorea; Rhabditida; Rhabditidae
Gene: cyp-13A7
Product: Putative cytochrome P450 CYP13A7
Exons: 6
Coding region: 1-1557 (518 amino acids)
Molecular function (GO): iron ion binding; monooxygenase activity; heme binding
Source: RefSeq, marked reviewed